Messenger RNA from Zootermopsis nevadensis, 9329 nucleotides. Its product is annotated as transmembrane protein adipocyte-associated 1 homolog. The record is from RefSeq and is a predicted model, not a curated record. Gene Ontology annotation, biological process: G protein-coupled receptor signaling pathway. Gene Ontology annotation, cellular component: plasma membrane. Gene Ontology annotation, molecular function: G protein-coupled receptor activity. Lineage: Eukaryota; Metazoa; Arthropoda; Insecta; Blattodea; Termopsidae.
UGUACAAUGUGAUUCUCUCGUCGGAACUACUACUUGUUCUAUAUCAUUUGGUGGUCAUAUACGUAAAGAUGCAUAGCACGCAUACUUUCUUUGAUUCACCUGAUUCAUUGUCCUGCCUAGUAGAACGGAUAAUAUAAGAUCGGUGUUGGCUAGUUUAAGUAAAAAAAUGUUUUUUGUAGAAAUCUUCCCUUGCUAUAUAGCAACACCAUGAUACUGAGAUGGCAUAAGUUUGACAUUAUACAUCGUGCGUGACGUUAGUGUGAAAGUUAAGGAAAUGUUGAAGUAGGUGGUGCGUAUAAGGAAAACGUAGUAUUUGAUGUGUAUGUAAUUUUGACACUGGCAGAAGCACAUAAUUUUAUCUUUGGAAUGAUUACGCACAGAGAGAUUCUUUGUAUGUUUUCAGUUCUUGCCAAUCUUCAUGUCAUGGGACAGGAGUAGUGAGUGGCUCUAUGUAUUUUGCAUUUGGCCUCUUCACAGACUGGAACAGUAUCUUGACUCAUGUUGGUGGCUAAUGAAUACGGUAUGGCAGAAGGUGCUUCGUCAACUUCUGUAACAAGCCUUGAUCCAAAUACUACAAAGCCAUUUGUACCCAUAGAAGAGGAGCACUUUUGCAAAUUAAUUUUAUACAUUGAAAUUAGUAAUUCCAGAGUCCGAAUUUGGGAUGUAAUCAUUCUGGUUCCAAACUUUUUGUUUCUCUUGUUUCUUGCAUUGAGGUUCAACAGAGCACGUUUAAAGCUACGUGCUACUAGUAGCCCCAUCUUCCUCACAUUCUAUGGACUGGUGGUUGUGAACGUUGUGAUCAGUGUGAUUCGUUGCAUUGUUUCUAUGACAGUAAAUGCUUCUGCUGUAGUUGGAGGUUAUGUUGAUAAAGGGCUCUGGAUUUCUGUACGAUUUUUUCUGCUUGCCAUGGAACUGAGUGUAGUCAUUUUUGGAUUGGCAUUUGGCCACCUGGACAGCCGAAGCAGUAUUCGUUAUGUGCUGCUUGCAACAUCUUUAAUUUCGCUGGCCUUUACUAUUACUCAGGGUGUUCUGGAAAUAGUUUCACCUGAUGAAAUUUUCCAUGUUUAUUCCAAAGACUAUGAUCUUUUUGGCCAUGGAGGAAUGUUGUUCUGGUUUGUCAGUUCUGUUGUGUUCACAGCGGUAUACCUCACCAUAUUAAUUUUACCGUGGACAAGAUUAAGAGAACGAUUAGCUUUACCUACAAAGCGUUCAUUCUACAUGUAUAUUUUUUUCCUGGUCAUGCUGUACCUUACUCAGUCUAUAGGCAGUGGCCUUCUAAACUACAGUAUUGGAGAGGGGCUUUGCAUUGUGGAUGUAACGACAUGCAUCUACUUCACACUGCUCACACCACUGGUCUAUCACACAUUUCUCAGUGAGUUCUUUGGUAUAUCUCAACCAAGCAUAAUGUUUUCCUACAAAGCACAAGUGGACGACAAUAUGGAAGAUGACACAGUGUCGCUCCCACAUCAGCAAUCAUUCUCAUCUCUCAAGACUGAUUCAGAUUACAUUUAUCAAAAUAACAGUGUAUAUGACAGUACUCAAUUUGACAAUGGUGCGACUCCAGUGAAUCCUCUGUAUGCUGCAUCAUUACAAAGUCCUGACAGCAUCACAGGCUACAGCAUCGACAGUGCCCAGUCACUUGAAGUUGGUGCAGCUGGUCAAGGCUACCAACAGAAUUAUACAGUCCAACAACAGUGAAACAAUUUUAUGGCCUUUAAAAUGUAAAAAUUUGUUACAUGUACAGUGAUUGGAAAGGCAUUCAGCCAGAUAUACACCAUUCACAAGGUACAGUUUCAGUUGAUGGCAGCAAUAAAAGAUUGAUUAAAAGAUAUUACAGUAAAAAUACAAAAAAAAACAUGGCAGGGGAAUAUUCAUGUUGCAGAUUCUGUGAAUGAAAAGUUCAGAUAAAAACUUUUUUUAUGUUCACUAAAUUUAUUGAAACAGUCAAGGAUACCAUUUUCAGUACUGAACUGACAAUGAAUAUUUCAUUAUGUGAGUGUGUGUGUGGGAGUGAGUAUAUAUGUCAGUGAACAAACAUUUAUUGAUUGUAAUUGCCUAAUCUGCCAAACAGCAUUCACAGUCUGGUCCUAAAGACCAUGUGACCCAACUAUUAAUGGCAGGUGUGAUAUGAUUAUGACAGUACAAUGAAUUAGUGAGAUUAUAUAAACCUGAAGAUGACAUCGAUAGGAGUGAAUUUGCUGUACUAUGCUGAACUGCUCUCUUAGUAUCCUGACAUUCAGCAUAAGUUAUUGUCUAACAAGUGCUUAUGUUCUUUUCAUGUCAUCAUUUAUAUACUGAAGCAGAACUUACAGAAAUUGGGUAGUUUAAUUUAAAAUGUUUUUGUUACACUGUGAGAAGAUAGACUACAAAAAUGCUUCAUAUAUCUGUUUUGUACUAACUGCUGUUUUCCAACAGCACAUGUUGUCAUAGUUGUCUCACUUUCAUGUGGAUAUGAUAAAUUGAAUUGGGUGAGCAAUAUUUACAUUUGCUCUUGAAAUGAAAAUGCAGGGCUUAAUAAAUCCUGGCUGUCCAAUCAUCAUGGCACCUACAGUUUCCUCUGUGGUGAUUUGUAUUAUUUUCUGGAGAGUUGUUAGAAAGUUUUCUAUAUUCAUGCUUAAAUUAUAUCAUCAGUAAUUAGGAAAGUAUGAAAUAUUAUAGUUGAUUUAGCUAAUUAUUUGAAUUCGAUGAGUUAUUAUAAACAUCUUGUUUUAGUAACAUGCUGAAUGAAAUUUUGUAUGUCUUAGGUUUUUAUCAAGAAGUCAGAGCUUGUUGAAUUUUACCAUAUAUCACAUUGAUAAAUUUUGGUUGCUUGGUAAGAAGGAAUUAAGUUAAACAUAAUUUGUAUCGACUUGAGCCCAUCUUGCUAAAGACAUAAUAAUGAACUUUCAGAGGGAACUAUUCAAAUAUGUCUGUUGUCAUAGAGUGAGUAUUCUGUCAGAACAGUGUUUAUUUUAUAACCCCAGACUGAAAGUAAUGUAUUCACAUAUCCAGCUUUUUUCUGAUUUUUAGAAGUUGCUCCUAGAUCUGUAGAAAUUUAUGGAGACAUGUAUGUACUGGUCUUCAAUUUAAGGCACCACUGUAAGCCCUUUGAACGUUUUCCUGAUAAACCCAGCUCAGUAGCUGAGAAACUGCAAGCUGUUCUUCCCGCUAGUAAUAGCAAACUGCGAUUAUUUCUUGUCACUAAUACAUGUUAUUACAUUUAUCUUACCUUAAAUCACAAAAUAUCUUCAGAGUGACUUCCCUGUGCUUGCAGGCAGGCUGCACAUCUCGUCACAAUUUCAGAAGUCUCAUUGUUGUGUGAGCAGACCCCAAUGACACACUAGAUUUUGCAACUAAACAUGUCAAGGAUUUCCUUUGACUUGUUUCUAAGAAAGCCCAAAUUCCAUCUAAUUUCUCUUCUGUCAAUACACUCCAUUUUUGUUCUUUCUUUUAUCCAAAACUGAACCCAUAUUACAGCAUUUUUUCACUAAUAUCUCUGUUAUCGACUUGCUGGGAACACUUAUAUUAGGAAAAUGUUGGCAAAAUAUGCAGCAGAAUCUUCCAUAGGAUGAAUAUUUAACAUUUGUUUCGACUAAGAACACACGUUGCUUAGUACUAUACACCAUCUUAUCAAUAUAAAUCCUGUACAAGAGAAAUGCUGCAGUUGAUUUGGCCAGUUAUCUUGUGUGACUCACUGGAUGAAUGCACAGUUUGGGUUUGCAUUGACAUAGUGCUGGCCAAGCACACCCAUAGCAUCAUAAAUUGAAGGCUCUGUGUGUGUGUGUGUGUGUGUGGGUGUACACACACGCACACACGUUUUUUCUAGCCUUUGCAUCCAGACCAGCUCUGGGUCCAACUACUCACUCCCCUCUAAUGCUGAAGUUGAGAAUGAAUAGGAACUAUACCCCCUCUACUCUGUGUGCCUAAAUGGUGUUGACAGGAUGGCUUUACCCUUCUUUUAAAUACAUAUAUGCAUGCAUACAUGUGUGUGCACGUGAAUGUACAACAUACAUACAUACAUGGACAUGAACACAUUUAUAUCACAGUUAAUGUUGGGGGAUAUGUUCCAUAAAACAACAUAAUAGUGAAACAGUUUUUUCCCAUAAUAAUUAAUGUAAUGGGUGGGCAUACAUUCUUAUUACAGAUGUUUCCAGGUUUUAAUAAUCACAGUAAAUAGGGAUGUGUUUUUAUUGCUAAGGAAUAAAAUAAGAAAAGAGGUAAAUUUAAAAACAUCUAAAUUUUAUAUACUUUAUUACAAAUUAAAAAAUACACCUGAAACAUGUAAAUCAAAGAAUUAGUUUGUGUACUGUAAACCAUUCCAAUGGGAAAAACUGCGUAAUUUAGCUUAUGUUAUCUGAUGUGGCCCAGAGCAUUCAACAUAACUGCACGGGAUGGUGGUGACUGUUGUUACAUGUUGACCAUUAUGAUGUAUAUUGGUGGCUGGCUGUAGAGGCUUUUGAAAAUGAAAGAGUAGUGGCCUCUGCUUAUUUUCUUUAGGUUUGGUCCUGGAAAAUGCUUUGUAGCUAGCUUCAGCGAUGAGAAUGAGUGCUUUGUGUAGGUUUUUCUGUCAUCUUGUUCUCUCUCUCUAAACCCCCCCCCCAAGUGAGAUGGCUAUUCUUCUUCAUAAACUUCUCAAAGUGAGAUUAUGGUAGUUCAUCUCCAUCUGCAUAAUUGAAUCUUGUCAUAUGCCAAGACACCUGUAUCUUUUUUAAUUGCUGAGAUAAUGUUUAAUACUUGAAAGUUGAAGGCAAUCUGUGGCAACAUGCACUUCUAGAUAGACACUGGGGAGUCAGGUCCAUGAAAAAAUUAGAAAAAGUAUAAUAAAUAUAAUGGAACAUUAGGUUUGAUAAAGAGAAUUAAAAUUUAUAAAUACAUAUUCUGUUUGUUCAACCACAUCAAUUUGUGGCACCAGCAAUGUUUUGCAAAAUAUAGCAUUAUUUGUCAACAGCAUAAAAACUGAAACAUUGUGCAAAAUUAUGUUAAUGGGGUAUAGUUGUCUGUAUGUAUGAAAAUAUAAUACAUGUUAAAUAUUUCUUAUUCUUUUAUACUUUGUAUGAAUACAACACAUCUGUUGCAAACUGAAAAAUUGGUGUAUUGCACACGUCAGCCAGGUACCAAGUAUUGCAAGGAUACAAAACUUGGGAGGAGGGGUGAAUACAUAUGCAUCAUUUAAGUUUUAUCAUCAUGUUAACUUUCUGAAAGAGAACAGAAAGUCUGAAUGAGGGUAAUUAAAUUAAAACUGCAAAAGUUAUAUAAAAUAGUUGUAACCAUUGUCUUACUAUAAAAUUGAACACUAAUUUAUUUUGGCAGAUUGCAAGUCCAGAAUUUCCAACAUUAUUUCAUAAAAAGAAAUUUAUUUUACAUUAUUCAGUACUAGGUCACAAGUUAGAAAAUGCAGUUUUCAUCUGAAUCACCCUUGUUUGUCUAAUCAUGUUAUGCUCUUACAGAGUAGCAGUCCAUUGUAACCAAUUUGCAUUGUUCAAACUGUCCCAAUUAAAAGAACUGUUCAUGGUUAUUUCAUAAGUACAGUGGCAAAAAAAUCACAUAGCACUCAGCAGGAUGUACUUGCACACUAAUUUAACAUUUAUAAUAAGUCUGUAUUAAUGGAAGUUAAUAGCUGAUCUGUUCUUCCUUUUGCCAUAGAAAUAAAUUUGCACAGUCAUGUGUAUAUUCACAGUGUACCUUCAUCCAUUAAAUCACAGUUUUUCUCGGUGCCCUCAACCAAUGGAUAAUGUGGUAAAUUUGAUCUUUUUUCUUACCCUUGAGGCAUUAUUUUAACCAUUUCCAUGCUGUUUUAUUUAGGAAAAAUAUAUCGUACUGGUUACACACACGCAUGUAUUAGUUCUGAAAUAAAACUAAGCUGUGACUAUCCCAUCAUAUACUUAUUUUGCUAUACAAAAAUUGCACUUAUUUUUUACUGGAUUUUUUAUCCAGCAUCAUAGGUUACAAGUUUUAUAAAGGUGAAAAUGAGCAAAAAUAAUAUUAGUUGUUUGUAGGGUAUGAGCAGAUACAUGGAUAUUAAACAUGUACUAUAUAUUUCAGUCUGUAAGUUUUCUUGCCAGUCCAUGUUUAUUAUAGAGUAUUCUGGAUGUAGUAACAUGUUUAAAUGGUAAAAGUUUCAUUUCAGAGGAACUUUCUGCCUCCUACUUUGUCCCCAAAGGAGAUAAGAUAGGUCAGACCAUUUUUUAAGUGCUUGAUUCCAAAGUACGAAGUAGUUGUCUAACUUUGUGUGCAAGAUUGAUAAAUACCAAUUUCUGCUUUGGACCAUGUUCUCACAGGACCAGAUGCAUUGUUCAUCAUCCUUUCACUAGAAUGGGUGGUUUAUCUUAUGACAAAGCCUUGUCCAUUCUUCUGUCCUUCCAUUAGACUCUUUCUGUAUGUGUCCACACUCUCCAUACUUCUGUUGUAUGUCUUCCCGCACUUGGGCUCUCCACCCAGUCCUUGGUUUUCCCAAUGUUUUAAUUUUUUAUAUCAACAAAAUUCUCCUGGCAUCCAUCAUAACACAUGUUAAUUACUUGUAACAACUUAUAUUGUUCAAAAUUAAGUAUCAUUAUUACAGAUGUUUUAGACUUGCCAGGAACUAUAAUUUAUGCAUAUGUUGCUGGUGCGAAUGCCUUCCUAGGAACAAAAAAGUCUCACUCUUUCGUGCAGUCCUUCUCAGUCUUGGGAUAGAGUAGUGAGGAAUCUCAUAUAUAUAUAUGCUGUGUGACCACAUUAUUGUCGUAUUUCAUUGGUGCACAUGAAAUUAAGCUUUUGGUUAUUUCUAAAUAAAUUUGUGCUUCUUCGGAAGUAUUCUCAAGCACGGACAAAUAUGAUCCUAUGACCUCCUGUCCAUGCAUUGUGGGGAAGAUGCAAAAGUUUGUUCUGCACAGCUCCCACAACUUCCAGACACUUAGGAAGGAAUGUGUAAAUGGGGACUAAAGUUUGUGCAAGUUUGUUUCAAUUACAUAUACCUUGUUACUGGGAAGUUAAAGGAUUGUAUCUUGUGUCCUUGAACACUUAAUUUAAAGCUCAAGUUCUGAUGAAAUGUGUUUUAUGCUGUUUUCUUGUUCAUGUUCCAGCAAUAUACUUUAAAAUGUAGGACUCAUUAAAUUAACUCAGAAUUACUACAAAACACUGAAAAAGCAAAUAACUUUGCAAACAUAUUUGUGAUAUAUAUAUACUUUAUGUAAUUAUACUGCCAAAUAAUCAUUUAUUAUGCUGUGAAACUAACCUGAUUUGAAUCUUUACUGUCUUUGCACAUAAGUGUACAUAGUAUGAGUAUAUACUAGAACACAUAUGGGAUCAGAAGAAGGAUAAACAAGGUCUUAUGAACAUAAUGAAAUAUAAAAUUAAAAGGAAGUUAGUAUAAUUUGGUAUGUAAAAACAUUCUUACACUGAAUCAGUAAAAUUUUCUGUUACUAUAACAGUAUUAUUGGGCUGAUGGGAAGUAUUCUGAUUAUGUUUCAUUGCAUUUGUGCAUACUAGGUUGCAUGAUCAUAUUAAUUCAUUUUGUAGUUUCCAAGUGAUAUGUUUAGAUUACUAUAGCAGCAUGUAUAUGUAUAAGGGUAACAUUGAAAUUCUCAAGAGAAAGCUGUUCUAUAACAAAUUGUCCUGCCAACUGUUAAAACAAAAAUACAAAUGGUAUUUUUUGAUGUUUUGACAGUGUAUUUUUAACUCGUGUUUAUAGAAAAUCUAUUUCACUUUAGUAUCUGUUCAAUUGUAAUCAUCUUGCUGUAACAUAGGACCAUAAAUGUUGAUGUCCCUCAAUGACAGCAGUGUGCAAUUGAAAGUAUUUUGAUGCAUCUGAAUUUAAUUUUCAUGUAUUAUUUUUAAUUUAGAGUUUGUAUAGGUAACCUUCUGUUAGAUCCUUUGCCAGGGCACAGUGGCCUCAAACAAGGGGAUGCUUCAUCCCCAGUUCUUUUUAACUUUGCUCUAGGACGUGUCAGAGGGUAUCCAAAGGGGUUGAAUUGAAUGGUGUGCACCAGGUACAUGCCAUGUAUGUGCUGAUGAUGUCAAUUUGCUAGGGGAUGGUGUGGGUAUCAUAACCAAGAAUGCAGAAACUCUCCUACAGGCUAGCAAGGAAAUAGGCCUAGAAGUAAAUGUAGAUAAAACUAAAUACAUGGGCGUAAUAUGGGAUCAACAUCACCACCAACAGCAGAACGUUAUUAUAAGUAACACAUCAUUUGAAAAUGUUUAAAAAUUUAAGUAUCUGGGAACAACAAUAACAAAUACAAAUGAGGUCCAUGAUGAAAUAAAAGUAGAAUACAGUCGGGAAAUGCUUGUUUUUAUUCAAUUAAAAAACUUAUCAUCCUGUUUACUAUCAAAAACACUGAAGAUCAGGAUAUAUAAAACAAUAAUUUUGCCUGUUGUCUUGUAUAGUUGAGAAACAUAGUCUCUUACUUUGAAGGAAGAACGUAGAUUACAAGCGUUUCAAAACAGUGCUCAGGAGGAUAUUUGUACCUAGGAGGGAUGAAAUAAGCGGAGAAUUUAGAAUAUUGCAUAAUGAGGAGCUGCGUGAAUUGUACAGGUCACCUACCAUAGUGAGGAUAGUGAAAUCUAGGAGGCUAUGAUGGGUUGGGCAUGGAGGGGGAUGGAGGCAAGGGGUGCAUACAGGAUUUUGGUGGGGAAUCCUUCUGGAAAAUGACCACUGGGCAGACCAAGAAGGAGAUGGGAGUAUAACAUCUAGAUGGAUCUUAGGGAGGUGGGCUGUGAGGAUGACAAAUGGAUGGAGUUGACUCAGGAUUGUGGCUGGUGGCAGGAUUUGGUGUUGUCACUGUUGAACCUGCAGGUUCUGUUACCAGGGAAUUAGUUAUUUUCAAUUUACCAAAGAUAAUUUAGACAGAGGUACAGUUGUUUUUGUUUUUUUAUACAGUGGCUUAUGUAAAUAUGGCUAAUAUUUGGAUGUUAGAUUUAAGAAUGGAGGUUUUAAAAUAUAUAGUCACAAUAUAUUUUAGUACAGGUGAUAGUGGGUGCAAUUAAUUAUUAUAGGUUAAAAUGUUUUGCAUUUUAAUGAAACCAAGGUGCAGUGAACCACGUAAUGAAGUAUUCUACAUACAUCUGGUUCAUGCUUUUCUUUCUGCAUUAACAUAAAACAUUGAGAUCUCACAAAACUAUGGCUAUGCCUUGGUUUUAAUAUUUUCAUACCAUUAUAAAAUGCAUUUAAAUCCAGAACAUCUUUUUUAUUACUCGUAGCCCUUCCAUGGCUCUCAACUCAUGCCCUUAUUUAUCUUAAUUAUUGCAAUGGCAUGGUUGAUAAUGGAGUAUUGUGUAUAGUGGUACUUAUUCCGCAUUAGCAAAAUACUGUUAAAAGUGAUACAUUGUUUGAAGUAAUUUAUUGAAUCAUUGUCAUUAAAUACUAAAGAAUGUUA